Molecule: messenger RNA, 510 nt
Organism: Photinus pyralis (common eastern firefly)
Lineage: Eukaryota; Metazoa; Arthropoda; Insecta; Coleoptera; Lampyridae
Exons: 3
Coding region: 10-510 (166 amino acids)
Source: RefSeq, a predicted model, not a curated record
ACUGAUGCAAUGCGCUUAUGCGAAGUCCACUUUGGUCCCGAGAUGUGGGAAAAGACCCGCGUAGAUGGAAAGCGUGUACUAAAAUGUAAUGCUGUUCCGACAAUGUUUGCUUUCUCCAAAUCAACAUUAACAAGAAAAGCACCUACACCAGAAAAUACGUCAGUCCAAGAAUUAAAUCAAACCACGGAUUAUGGUAUCAGUGAUCCAGAACCUUCAACAUCAGCGGCAUCAUCAGACAUCCUUUCUGUCACGUUAGAUGAAAAUAUUCGAGAAUCGUCACCGUCAACCUUAACAGCUUCGACUUCAUUCAUUGAUGUUCAUAAAGACUGCAAAUCUAAAUUUUUGCGAUAUGAAAAAAUGUAUAUAAGAGAAAGACAAAAGGCCAGACGGUACAAACAAAUGUUAUGUAACAUUAAGAAGGAAAACAAAACCUUAAAAGAUAAGGCAAGCAAUAUUCCAGAUGAAUAUCCUAUAUUAAGAAAUAUUUUAGGGUCUGUGCCGUCGGCUUGA